UUCGUUUUAUAUUUCCCCAAACGUAGAGAGAACAUAUCCUAUAGGCCUGAUCUCUCUCCAAGCACUCUCCCCUAAACAAACCCACCACCGCCACCGCACACGGUCGCCGGAGAAUGACGGAAAAGUGCGGCCACCACAAGAGCAAGAGGAAGAGGCUGCUGAAGAAGAUACUGGCCGGGGUGCUGAUAUUCCUGUUCAUCGUGCUGGUCGUGUUCCUGCUGGUAUGGGCCAUCCUGCAGCCGAAGAAGCCGCGCUUCAUCCUCCAGGACGCCACCAUCUACGGCUUCAACGUUUCCGCCCCGAACCUCCUAAGCUCCACCAUCCAGGUCACCAUCUCCUCCCGCAACCCUAACAGCAACAUCGGCAUCUUCUACGACAAGCUCGACGUCUUCGCCACCUACCACAACCAGCAGAUCACCUAUUACACCGGCAUUCCCCCCACCUAUCAGGGGCACAAGGAAGUCAACGUCUGGUCGCCAUUCAUCAGCGGCGUGAACGUGCCGGUGGCGCCAUACAACGGCGUGGCGCUCAGCCAGGACCAGGCCGACGGGGCGGUGAUGCUACUCAUCAUGGUCUACGGACGGAUCCGAUGGAAAACCGGCACCUUAAUAACGGGGAAAUACCACCUCCAUGUCACGUGUCCGGCGAUGAUCACCUUCGGGAGCCAGAGCACCGGCAUCGUCGUCGGCAACGCCGUCAAGUACCAGCUGGUGCAGCGUUGCAGUGUCAACGUGUGAUUGAUGAUCGGGCAGUUAUAUGAUUUAAUUGAUGUCGCCCAAAAAAGUAUCUCUUUUCUUUAUAAAUCAAACGCCCUUAUAUAUAUAGUUUGGAUGAUUUUCUAGCUA
Molecule: messenger RNA, 845 nt
Organism: Diospyros lotus (date-plum)
Lineage: Eukaryota; Viridiplantae; Streptophyta; Magnoliopsida; Ericales; Ebenaceae
Product: NDR1/HIN1-like protein 1
Exons: 2
Coding region: 114-737 (207 amino acids)
Biological process (GO): defense response to other organism
Source: RefSeq, a predicted model, not a curated record